AGAUUUUCUCCGAUGCGUACGUAAUCUGCACAGCCAUUUUGGAUUUCGCCAGGACGGGGGAAACGACCCUCAGGGUCAUCCAGGAUUUACGCUUGUCUACGGGGGCUGAUUUUUUAACUUUGACCCUUUACGAUAUCCACGAGAGAGGGUGGGAUAGACGUUUUCAGUUUCCGCUUUGCGUUGGGAUUCCUACUGUUGAAUGUGAUGUUUGCUUGGAUGGUCAAGUAUACUGGGAUAUGGGACGAAUAUUAUGGUUUUGGAAUGUGAUGUAUGCACAGGGUGCUUCGGUGCCUAGUGUAGACAUGGGUGUUGGCGCGAAAUUGGGACGAGUUGGACAUCAAGAGCAUGAUACUGACGCUCAACACCGCUCACGAAUUUUAUCACUUUUCCAAACGUUGGACCACAAUAAAACUGGAUAUCUGGACCACGAUAACAUUAUUCGACGGUUUGAUGAUCUUGCUGGGGCCAAGCGGAGAUCUGAUCGUCCUGCUGGAGAGGCUGGUCCGUUAGGGUCUGUGGUCAUGUAUGCGAGAGAGCUGGUUAAAGAAUGUGAUAAGACGAGGGAUGGGCGGAUUACGUUUGCCGAGUUUGAGCAAUUUGUUCGACAAAAAGAGGUGGAAUUAUUAAAAGUUUUUCAAGAGAUUGAUACAAGUGGGGAUAAUACCAUACAAAAGUCAGAGUUGAGGGAUUUUGUCAAGGCUGCUGGAAUUCACGUAACGGAUGCGGAACUGAAUAAUCUAAUAUCACGAUUUGAUAAGGAUAAUACUGGGAGUAUAACGUUUGAUGAAUGGCGGGAUUUUCUACUACUUCUUCCCCACGAACCGACCCCUGCAAACAUCUUUAAUUUUUAUAACAGCAUCUACAAUGUCGACGUAAAUUCUGAUUCAAUGCCCUUCCCUGAAACUAUGACGGAUCCAAUGGCGGCAAAGCGUUAUAGAUAUUUUGUUUGUGGUGGACUGUCGGGGGCGGUUAGUCGGACUGUCACGGCGCCCUUGGAUCGGUUAAAGGUCCUACUCGUUACCCAAACAACCGUCACCCCCACGACAACGUCAGCAACAGCUGCCACCACCACUCGCUCCAAUACCGGCAUCAUCAUGGAAGGCUUAAAACGAAUCUACCAUGAAGGGGGCAUACGCUCCUUUUACCGCGGCAAUGGAAUAAACGUCCUCAAAAUCGCCCCAGAAAGUGGUGUAAAAUUCUUUACAUUUGAAACUAUGAAAAACUUUAUCUCGACAGUUGAGCAAGUUGACCAUUCUGAUCACAUUUCGGUUCCUGGACGAUUUCUGGCUGGGGGUGUGGCGGGAUUGAUUUCGCAAUUUACGAUUUAUCCCCUUGAAACGAUCAAAACCCGCAUUAUGGCUCAAAUAUCUUCCUCCCCAUCGUCUUCGUGUCCCUCCACCUCUCAUCCACCCAUGGCACAGAAACGAUUGAUAACAAGCACCAUCCGGAGCAUGUGGGCCGAAGGCGGCCUUAAAACUUUUUAUAGAGGUUGUAUACCCUCGCUAAUUGGCAUUGUCCCGUACGCUGGUAUCGAUCUCGGCAUAUAUGAGACACUGCGAUCCACGUAUGAGGGCCGGUUGAGAGUGAGAACGGGGCGAAAGGAUGCAAAAGUUGGAUCCGGGUAUUUGUUGGGGUUUGGAGCGAUCAGUGCUGCUUGUGGGGCUACGAUUAUGUAUCCGCUGAGUGUAGUCCGAACACGGUUACAAGCUCAGGGUACUCCCUCCCACCCAAUGACAUACACCUCGACGUUUGACGUGAUUCGUAAAACCUACGCUGGGGAGGGUCUACGAGGAUUUUACAAGGGUCUAGCGCCAACAUUGCUAAAGGUCUUACCAGCCGUGUCGAUCAGUUAUGUCGUUUAUGAAAAGACCAAGGUGUUGUUUUGAGAGCUUGGAAGGGGUAGGCUGCGUUUAUGAGCUUGGUUGUUAGGUGGUGGGGUAAAUUAAACAGUGGUUAUGGGGCUAUUUCAUUGGAAUAGGGGAAUAUGUUUGACACAGACAAUGUAAAUAUCAAUGGAAAUGGGGAGUGGUAGAUGGGGACUCUGAUGCUCGAAGACCUUGGGGAAAACUCUUGGUGGUGGUUGUAUAGAUUUUUGACUUUUUUGAUUUGGUUUGGUUUGGGGGUUGGUCGUUGAUACCGGGGGGUUAUUUGAUCCUUUUUUUUUUUUUUGAAAUGGGUGGGUUUUUGGCGAUGGUGAAAAGAAGACAAGGACUUGUGUAUUUAAGAUGUGAUAGACGACGGAUGCCAUCUUUUAAAAUUUCUAUUUCUUUACUUGUUAUUUUGGAUA
This is a messenger RNA of Spizellomyces punctatus DAOM BR117, 2287 nucleotides long. RefSeq lists its product as uncharacterized. Gene Ontology annotation, molecular function: calcium ion binding; ATP transmembrane transporter activity. Gene Ontology annotation, biological process: transmembrane transport. Bases 237 to 1886 code for a protein of 549 amino acids. Lineage: Eukaryota; Fungi; Chytridiomycota; Chytridiomycetes; Spizellomycetales; Spizellomycetaceae. The record is from RefSeq and is a predicted model, not a curated record. The transcript has 8 exons.